Alternaria postmessia is the source of this 816-nucleotide messenger RNA. RefSeq lists its product as uncharacterized. The transcript has a single exon. The coding region runs from base 1 to 816 and encodes 271 amino acids. NCBI's taxonomy places the organism in Eukaryota, Fungi, Ascomycota, Dothideomycetes, Pleosporales, Pleosporaceae. The record is from RefSeq and is a predicted model, not a curated record.
AUGGCUUCCAUAAACCCCGACAGCGGAAGGAAUCUAGCGACCGCAAGGGUGUUGGGUGAGCGAGGCUUUCCGGCUGAGGGUCAGGCUAAGCAUUCUUUGUCUGUACAAGAAAGGGCCAGGAAGAGGAAGUGGAACAUAUCUGGCGACGAACACCGAGUGUUCGAAGGAGGCGACGUCACUACACGGAACAGUUAUGCUGAGAGUACAGACAACUAUAGGGUUGAAAGUGGCAGACCGCAACUAUAUGGCCCAGGAAAGACCGUAAGGCUGUACGCGUCUCAUUCGAACGCGCUCGACCCUGAUCGUAGCAAACGACAUAGACAUGGAGCACCAGACUCCCCACGACAGAACAACCCCCGGAAACGCAACAAGCAAAAUUUGGAGAAGGCACAGCAGCUCGCCCCGAACUAUCCUGAUCUCCGAGAUAUCGAAGCAUGGCAAAAAUUAGGCCAGAACAUAGAGCGAAAGUUCCACAGAGAAUACACAUUUGUAUAUCGACAGUUGCGUCUGAACCAAUGUCCUAAGGCAUUGGCAUACACCGAGUGGAGGAAGAGGGUACAGCAAGAGAUGGUGGGGUUGGGCUUGCAAGAUGCAUAUACUCGGCCUUUUGUAGAUAGGAUGCCUGGAGGUGAAGUCAAAGAUGAGGCUAAGGAAGAAGUGGCCCAAGAGGCGAUGAAGGAAGCGGAGGAAGAACGGGCACGGAGAGAAAUGGAUAGGAUGAUUGCGGACGAUGGCCUUGACAUUGAUAUCUACGGCGAUGAAGAGACGAGGAGGAAGUAUGAACCCUGGAUCAGGAGUCGAAUGGAUCGAACGUAG